AGUAGAGGAGUUGGCGAGCGCAGAGGUUAACCUAGCGCGGCGCUCCUGGUGGCCAGGCAUCCCGGUCCUCGCGCGUGGCGCAGCCUCCCAGCGCCGGACUGACCCAUGUCGUGCCCGCAUUGGGUCCCGGGACCCCGGCGGGAGUGCCGCGUCCGUCCUCUCCAGUCGCCGGGAGUCUGAGUCGCGGGCCACGCGGGAGUGGCGGUGCCGAGCCCGCCGGUCGUUAUGAGGACGGAUCUAAAAUGACCAGCAAACGGAAACCUUGCCAAACGCGGCUCAGGAGAUCCAUCAGUGAGCAGUUGCGGGACUCCACGGCCAGAGCCUGGGAUCUGCUGUGGAAGAACGUCCGGGAGAGGCGGCUGGCAGAAAUUGAGGCGAAAGAAGCAUGUGACUGGCUCCGUGCUGCUGGGUUCCCGCAAUACGCUCAGUUAUAUGAGGAUUCACAAUUUCCCAUCAACAUUGUGGCUGUCAAGAAUGAUCAUGAUUUUCUUGAAAAGGACCUUGUAGAACCUCUUUGCAGAAGACUAAAUACAUUGAACAAGUGUGCCUCAAUGAAACUUGAUGUGAACUUCCAAAGGAAAAAGGGUGACGACUCCGAUGAGGAAGAUCUUUGUAUCAGCAACAAAUGGACUUUCCAAAGAACCAGUCGCAGGUGGUCUCGUGUGGAUGACCUCUACACGCUGCUCCCUCGAGGAGACAGAAGUGGGUCACUGGGAGGCACGGGGAUGAGGAACACGACCAGCAGUGAGAGCGUCCUCACAGACCUGAGCGAGCCUGAGGUCUGUUCCAUUCACAGCGAAAGCAGUGGAGGCAGCGACAGCCGCAGCCAGCUGGGCCAGUGCUGUGCAGACAGCCCGGUCAUGCUGGAUGCCCCACUGGUCAGCAGCAGCCUCCCGCAGUCCCCCAGAGACGUCCUCAACCACCCCUUCCACCCCAAGAAUGAGAGGCCCACAAGGGCUAGGGCCAAAUCAUUUUUGAAACGCAUGGAAACACUCCGAGGGAAAGGAGCCCACGGGAGACACAAGGGGUCAGGGCGGACAGGUGGCCUGGUGAUCAGCGGGCCCAUGUUGCAGCAGGAGCCAGAGUCCUUUAAGGCCAUGCAAUGCAUCCAAAUACCAAAUGGAGAUCUCCAGAAUUCGCCGCCAUCUGCCUGCAGAAAAGGGCUCCCGUGCUCCGGCAAGUCAAGUGGCGAGAGCAGCCCAUCGGAGCACAGCAGCAGCGGCGUCAGCACACCCUGCCUGAAGGAACGCAAGUGCCACGAGGCCAACAAGCGUGGGGGCAUGUACUUGGAGGACCUGGAUGUGCUGGCAGGGACAGCACUGCAGGAUGCAGGGGACCAAAGCCGCAUGCAUGAGUUUCACUCCCAAGAGAAUUUGGUGGUGCAUAUUCCCAAGGAUCACAAACCAGGAACAUUCCCCAAGGCACUUUCUAUUGAAAGCCUGUCUCCUACAGAUAGUAGCAAUGGGGUUAACUGGAGGACUGGUAGCAUCUCCCUGGGCAGAGAGCAGGUCCCUGGUGCCAGGGAGCCCCGGCUCGUGGCGUCCUGCCACAGAGCCAGCCGAGUCAGUAUCUAUGACAAUGUCCCUGGCUCUCAUCUGUAUGCCAGCACAGGAGAUCUUUUGGACUUGGAGAAAGAUGACCUUUUCCCUCACUUGGAUGACAUUCUGCAGCAUGUCAAUGGUCUCCAGGAGGUAGUGGAUGACUGGUCCAAAGAUGUCUUACCUGAACUGCAAACUCACGAUACGUUGGUUGGCGAGCCUGGCUUAUCCCCCUUUCCGUCUCCUAAUCAGAUCACCUUAGAUUUUGAAGGUAACUCUGUCUCAGAAGGUCGGACGACACCCAGUGAUGUGGAAAGAGAUGUAACAUCUCUUAAUGAAUCUGAGCCUCCUGGGGUCAGAGACAGGAGGGAUUCCGGUGUAGGGGCCUCUCUGACCAGGCCAAACAGGCGACUCCGAUGGAACAGUUUCCAGCUGUCUCACCAGCCCCGGCCAGCCCCAGCAUCACCCCACAUCAGCAGCCAGACGGCCAGCCAGCUGAGCCUGCUCCAGCGCUUCUCGCUGCUUCGCCUCACAGCCAUCAUGGAGAAGCACUCCAUGUCCAACAAGCACGGCUGGACAUGGUCAGUUCCAAAGUUCAUGAAGAGGAUGAAAGUUCCCGACUACAAAGACAAGGCUGUCUUUGGCGUUCCUCUCAUAGUCCACGUCCAAAGAACGGGACAGCCCCUGCCUCAAAGUAUUCAGCAAGCACUGAGAUAUCUACGCAACAACUGCCUCGAUCAGGUGGGUCUUUUUCGCAAGUCAGGAGUGAAGUCUCGAAUCCAUGCCCUACGCCAAAUGAAUGAGAACUUCCCUGAGAACGUCAACUAUGAAGACCAGUCUGCUUAUGACGUGGCGGAUAUGGUGAAACAGUUCUUCCGGGACCUCCCUGAGCCCCUUUUCACCAACAAGCUCAGCGAGACCUUCCUCCACAUCUAUCAGUAUGUCUCCAAAGAGCAGCGGCUGCAGGCUGUGCAGGCUGCCAUCCUGCUACUGGCCGAUGAGAACAGGGAGGUCCUGCAGACGCUCUUGUGUUUCCUGAAUGACGUCGUCAACUUGGUGGAAGAGAAUCAGAUGACGCCCAUGAACCUGGCAGUGUGUCUGGCCCCCUCCCUUUUUCAUCUUAAUUUACUGAAGAAAGAAAGCUCUCCACGAGUCAUACAGAAGAAAUAUGCCACCGGGAAGCCAGAUCAAAAGGACCUCAACGAGAAUCUGGCAGCAGCUCAGGGGCUCGCGCACAUGAUCAUGGAAUGCGACAGACUUUUUGAGGUUCCACACGAGUUGGUGGCCCAGUCUCGUAACUCAUAUGUGGAGGCUGAGAUCCACGUGCCAACCCUGGAAGAAUUGGGGACGCAGCUGGAGGAGAGUGGGGCAACUUUCCACACUUACCUGAAUCAUCUCAUCCAGGGCCUCCAGAAAGAAGCCAAGGAGAAGUUCAAGGGAUGGGUCACGUGCUCCAGCACAGACAAUACAGAUCUUGCUUUCAAAAAGGUGGGCGACGGGAACCCGCUGAAGCUGUGGAAGGCUUCUGUGGAGGUGGAAGCGCCCCCUUCAGUGGUCCUGAACCGUGUGCUGAGAGAGCGCCACCUGUGGGACGAGGACUUUGUGCAGUGGAAGGUUGUGGAGACUCUAGACAGGCAAACAGAGAUCUACCAGUACGUGCUGAACAGCAUGGCCCCCCAUCCUUCCAGAGACUUCGUGGUUCUCAGGACCUGGAAGACUGAUUUGCCCAAAGGAAUGUGUACCCUGGUGUCCCUCUCUGUGGAGCACGAGGAAACCCAGCUCCUGGGUGGCGUGCGAGCAGUGGUGAUGGACUCGCAGUACUUGAUAGAACCGUGUGGCUCUGGCAAGUCGAGACUGACUCACAUCUGCAGGAUAGACCUGAAAGGUCACUCCCCAGAAUGGUACAGCAAAGGCUUUGGACAUCUGUGUGCAGCAGAAGUUGCCAGGAUUAGAAACUCUUUCCAGCCCCUCAUUGCUGAGGGCCCAGAAACUAAAAUCUGAGUUUUCCCCAGUGUGACAUCAAACUCAGGGAAGAGGAAACUAAAGUAACACGUAUGGCAGAGUGUGUGCACGUGAAAAAGCGAGAGAAAGAGGAACUGACGGACGUGGUUAAUGCCUAAAAAUGGAAACGUUAAGAAGUUGGAAUGUUGGAGAUGCAAGAAUUUCCAAGAACUUUCUUAGCCUUCCUGGAGAUGGCUACAUCCCUACUAAUAUAAUUUUAAAAUGAGAACAUUUAUCUAUAUUACUUAAAAUUAAAUGGAUUAUUCCUUGUGCAUUGCCUAAUUUGCUAUUUAAAGGCUUCUAAGAAGCGUAUAUACUUAACUGUAAAUAAAUAUAUGUAUAGCAUAUGUACAUACGUGUGUAUAUCUCCAUCUUUACUGUAUAUAUGUAAAAUACCAAUUUUAUAUAGAAUUGUGUGUUUUGAAAAGGACGUUGUCUGACUCAGUGAGUCCCUUCCUCACAUAGUUCUUUCCAAGUGGCUCUGGGCCCCAUCUCUCCACUGUCCUGUAAGCUGUGCAGAACCUGCUGCUAACACCAAGGUGUGAACACGCCCUGAUGCCUAACCAAAGAUUAGUUAACCAAAGGAAAAUAACAUUAAAGGAGACUUAUGUGUCGUUUUGUUUCUGUUAUUCAAAAACUGAGAGUGGAGUUCUGGGAUAAAGCAGGGAAAGAAUAAUUACUCCUCCUUAAAGCAAAGUGAAGGGUGGAAAGUCAUUACCAAAUUUAAGGCUAGAUGAGGAGUUGCCACUGGGCCCAGUAAGAUGGAAUUUCCAUGAGAUAUGGACCACCGGAGUCAGUGCGAGUGACUGAAACAGAAACGAUACCUCUCACUCCCAUGCCCACCACUACAGACCCCAAGUCGAGAUGAAUAUCAUAGCCUUUACUUACUCACAGCCAAAGGGAGCCCCUGUGUUGUCUCAAGUUUUUAUAAAUACAUUUCAUAAUGUUGUUAAAUGUCGUUCUAUUUGACCAGUGGCCUAUUUGGUCACAGCUAAUUGGUGUUUCCUUAUUGCACUGAAUUCAACUUCAGACACCACACAAAGGGAGAUGGUGACCAUUCCGUUCAAACCCUAGAUCAUUACAGCUUCAGGGAAUUCAUAUUUUGCUAUGUGUAGGAUACUCUUAAAAUGUAAUUCAUUAACCUUUUACAAUCUGAAAGACAGGGUUUUUAACUAACAUAAGACCAAAACUAUGUUCUUUGAUUAGUUUUAGAAAAUAUAGUCGGGUUUAUUAAUUCUUCUGUGUUUCUUCACUAGCCAGUCCAAGCUACCUAUGCAUUUGACCCAACCUUAUUUAUUAUUGUACAGACUAAGCAAAUUGACUCCCUUUAGCCAACUGCUAAUGAAUCGAAUGUGCUUUUUAUUGUAAUUCAACAGCAAUGGAGAGACAGAUAACUUAUUGUGUGUUUGAUUUCAGGGAGAGAGAUUUUCUUUAGUCAUUCAUAAUAGAGAUUGAUAUGAUUUAGCAACAGUGUUGGAGAAAAAAAGAAAAGCAAAUGAGCGUUUUCAGGUUUUGUUGUAUUAUAUGCAUUUAUAUAAUGUUUCUGUUAUCAGCAAUGUGCAAUUAUUUUAUUGAGAGGAAUAAAAAAGCUUUCUAGGAGUUUGGUAUGGUGUAAGGAAAAUCAUACAGUUUGAAUUAUGACCUAGAAAUUUUUCAUUCCCAUGUCUACCUAAGAAGGUAGCAGCAAAUCCAUAAUUUUCCUUUUGGGCAAUGCUUUGUGAGCAAAACAAAGUCCCUUCUGCCAUAACACCUUUAAUUUAACCAUAUAUGCCAAAUUAUAUGCAUCAGCAAGAUCGCUAGUGAAGUUUAGUCUAGCUAAACACUGGUCCUGCUCCUGAGAUGGGAUCCUAUGUGUUUGCAAAACAUGAUAGGCACACGAGGGUGAGUGGCUUUGUAUCGCCCAGAGGGGUGCUUGUCCAGAUUUCACAUGCACAUGAAUUGCCUGGGGAUCUUGUGAAACUGCAGACUCUGCUCCAAGUAGUCUGGGCUGGGCCUGAGAUUCUGCAUUUCUAAGGAGUCUCAGGGAUGCCUAUGCUGCUGGCCUAAAAUCACACUCAGAAACGAGGACCUAGAAGAUCCCUAAAACAGAAUAAAAACAAAUGUGAUUGUAUUUCUGACUCUCCCUCUCUUCGAAUUAUCUUUUUUGUUUUUGUGCACAUAGUAAUCAUAUCACUGCUAAAUAACAACACGGUGCAUCUUUUUUAAAAAAGGAAAAGGGAAAAAAAGGAGAAAAAACGAUGCAUCAAGCUUGUUUGUCAAAUACCACAGUAUUCUAUUCAUUGUUAUCUUGCCAAUGGAAAUAAAGUGUGCUAUUGCAUUUAAAUAUUAUAUUUAUACCUCAUGUAUAUUUUUACCUCAAUUGUUGGUAUCAGUCAUCAAUUGUAAAUAAAUAAUUGCCAAAGCAAAUAAAUUUAUAUAUAUUAAAUAUU
Molecule: messenger RNA, 5968 nt
Organism: Rhinopithecus roxellana (golden snub-nosed monkey)
Lineage: Eukaryota; Metazoa; Chordata; Mammalia; Primates; Cercopithecidae
Gene: STARD13
Product: StAR related lipid transfer domain containing 13
Exons: 14
Coding region: 243-3539 (1098 amino acids)
Biological process (GO): regulation of Rho protein signal transduction; actin cytoskeleton organization; signal transduction
Molecular function (GO): protein binding; lipid binding; GTPase activator activity
Source: RefSeq, a predicted model, not a curated record